Rubroshorea leprosula is the source of this 1656-nucleotide messenger RNA. NCBI's taxonomy places the organism in Eukaryota, Viridiplantae, Streptophyta, Magnoliopsida, Malvales, Dipterocarpaceae. The record is from the annotation of a GenBank genome assembly.
AUCCCAAACCCAAACCAAAACCCAAACCCAAACCCCAUUGGAUUUGGAUUCAAUUUUUCAGAGAUGGAAAGCUUCUUCAAGAACGCUGUUUUUCUCUUCUGCUUUCUCUUGGUAGUGAAGGUUGCAGAGCUCCAAGCUGCCAAAGAUGAAUGCCAAACCAAAAAGUGCAACCACCAUACCAUCCGGUUCCCGUUUUGGCUAAAGGGACAACAACCGGAACACUGCGGCUAUCAUGGGUUUGAACUCUCCUGCGAAGACAAGCAGACUGUGCUCGAGUUGCCAUGGAAUGCAAAGUUGUUUGUGAAGCGUAUAGAUUACAAAGCAAAGAGGAUUCAGUUAUAUGAUCCUCAGGGCUGCCUUCCCCUGCAACUUCCCAAUCUCAAUUUAUCAGCAUCUCCCUUUCAGUACUUGAGACAAACUCCCUUCUCGUUCAAUUAUGCGGAGUCAAAGUACAGUCUUUUCAACUGUUCAAGGGAAGCAACUGUGGGUAUUAAUUAUGAAUUUUACGAGAUUCCUUGCUUAAGCGUCCCAGGCUUCCAAGUUCUAGCUUUUCCUUCCAAUUAUACACAUGCUUUUAGCUUGUUAAGUUGCAGGAGAACGUUACUCAACAUAUCAGAGACAGCGGUAAACGAAGAAAUGUUGUAUUACCAGACAGGGGAUGUUCAUUUGAGUUGGUCCCAACCAGAUUGUAGUAAAUGUGAAGAAGUAGGCAGCAAAUGCAAGCUGAAGAAUAAUAAUAGAACACAGGAUGACACAGAGUGUUAUGGUACCACCAAGAAUCAAAGAGUUAUGCGGAAAAUGCUAUUGGUUGCGGGCAUAAUCCUAGGUUUCGGUCUAUUUGUAAUAAUCCUCAUUGGACUUUACCGUGUGCACCACUCAUAUAGAUCAAAGAAAGAGGGCCAACUCAAGAUUGAGAAAUUUCUGGAGCAUUACAAAGCACUCAAGCCCUCAAGAUAUUCUUAUGCUGAUAUCAAGAAAAUAACAGAUCAGUUCAGGGACAAACUAGGAGAAGGUGCUUAUGGAACUGUUUUCAAAGGAAGGCUUUCUAAUGAUGUUUUGGUUGCUGUUAAGGUCCUCAACAAUUUCAAAGCAACUGGAGAAGAAUUCAUUAAUGAAGUUGGAUCAAUGUGCAGAAUCCAUCAUGUCAACGUCACUCGCUUGAUUCGAUUUUGUGCGGAUGGAAAUAAAAGAGCUCUUGUUUACGAGUACAUGCCAAAUGAAUCAUUGGAGAAGUUUAUCUUUGCAACCAGAAACCAAAGUCGUUCCCUCAGUUGGGAGAAUCUUCAAGAUAUUGCAAUAGGAAUAGCGAAAGGAAUUGGGUACCUGCACCAAGGUUGUGAUCAACAAAUCCUUCAUUUUGACAUCAAGCCUCACAAUAUCUUGCUAGACCAAAACUUCAAUCCGAAGAUCUCCGACUUUGGUCUAGCAAAGCUGUGUUCCAAAGAACAAAGUGCUGUUUCUAUGAUAGCAGCCAGAGGAACAAUGGGAUAUAUUGCACCUGAGGAGGGAGGAAGAUUAUUGACAACACAGUGGGGAGUACAAGCCAAGUUUAUUUCCCAGAAUGGGUAUAUAAUUGCUUGGAGAGAGGAGAAAUGCUGGGGAUUAGAAUAGAAAAUGAGGGGCAUGCCAAGAUGGCAAGAAAACUUACAAUUGUUG